CUAGAAAUCGAAGAACAGGCAGCACAGGUUUAUGUAAACGUUGAUGAACCAACUGAAUCUUCUACACGUGUUAAAUUGAUCAAUCUGUUGCAAUACAUCAAAUCCAGAAGAAAAACACUCAAAUCGGAAUAUGAGAGUCUUCCAAGUGGACUAUGUUCAGCUACUGAUUAUUGUAUGAAUGCUGUUAAUAAGCCUAAAAAUAGAUAUAAGGAUUUAUGUGCUUUUGAUCAUUCACGAGUUAAACUGGAUAUAGAAAACGAUGACCCUAAUUCUGAUUACAUCAAUGCUUGUUAUAUAACUGGAUAUUCCGAUGUUGAAAAGAAAUAUAUCGCUUCACAGGGUCCAAUUGAUGUUAUUAUUGAAGAGUUUUUGCGACUAUUGUGGGUUUCACAGACCGGGAAGAUUGUUAUGUUGACCAACCUGGUGGAAAUGGGAAAAGAGAAAUGUUUCAAGUAUUGGCCGGACAGUGGCGAAGAAAUGAAAUUUGGUAACAUUUCAGUGACAUUGGUCAACGAGGAUAACUAUUCUCACUUCGCAAUUAGAACUCUUAAACUCACAAAAGACGAAUAUGGAUCUAGAACCAUUAAGCAGUAUCAUUAUACAUCGUGGCCUGAUAAAGGUGUUCCUACUGAUAUUGCUUCAUUGGUUGAAUUCAGAAGUAAAGUGAUUAAAGCUGUAUCACCACAUCCAGGACCAAUGCUGGUACACUGCAGUGCUGGUAUUGGACGAACGGGAACUUUUAUAGCAUUAGAUUACUUGAUAGAAGAAGCUAGCGCAGAGUAUUCAGUAGAUAUCUAUGAAUGCGUUAAACAGAUGAGAUAUGAACGAGUUAACAUGGUCCAGACUUGGGGACAAUAUGUAUUUCUACAUGAUGCUUUAGCUGUAUGGUAUAUAGUUGAAGAUAUUACGUUUCCCGUGUCGUCAUAUCAACAAGACUAUCAUACAUUACUGAAGGUCAAUAGUUCGUCUGGUAAAUCAAAGCUUCAAGAACGAUUUGAGAUGCUUAAUGAUGUGUGUCCGCCACAAAGUACAGCCGAUUGUUCAGUAGCUUUAUCAGAAGAAAACAAGAAUAAGAACAGAGAUCUAUCAAUACUAGCAUCUGAUAAAGUUCGACUGUGUUUAUCAAAACCAUACACAACAGAUUAUAUCAAUGCUGUGUUUUUAUCGGUAAGAUAA
This is a messenger RNA of Patella vulgata (common limpet), 1176 nucleotides long. Its product is annotated as receptor-type tyrosine-protein phosphatase kappa-like. The coding region runs from base 175 to 1176 and encodes 333 amino acids. The transcript has 11 exons. NCBI's taxonomy places the organism in Eukaryota, Metazoa, Mollusca, Gastropoda, Patellidae. Gene Ontology annotation, biological process: protein dephosphorylation. Gene Ontology annotation, molecular function: protein tyrosine phosphatase activity. The record is from RefSeq and is a predicted model, not a curated record.